This is a messenger RNA of Phytophthora nicotianae INRA-310, 3128 nucleotides long. RefSeq lists its product as hypothetical. Gene Ontology annotation, molecular function: protein binding; RNA binding. The record is from RefSeq and is a predicted model, not a curated record. Gene Ontology annotation, cellular component: catalytic step 2 spliceosome. Bases 22 to 2175 code for a protein of 717 amino acids. NCBI's taxonomy places the organism in Eukaryota, Oomycota, Peronosporomycetes, Peronosporales, Peronosporaceae. The transcript has 2 exons. Gene Ontology annotation, biological process: mRNA splicing, via spliceosome.
CGUUUUGGAGCCCAUAAAGCCAUGGCCCGCAGCAGUAGCCCGUUGGCCUCGCGCUCCCGUUCGCGCUCCCGUUCGCGCUCCCGUUCGCGUUCCAGACGUCACCGCCGCCGACGAACGCGCAGUCCGUCUACUUCAUCAUCUGCCUCCUCUUCCUCACGUUCUCGCUCCCGUUCCAGCUCCCGCAGUGCGUCUCCGCCGCCACGCAAGAAAUCUCGGCGUAAAUCUCACGACGAUGACGCAAAGACGCCACCCAGAGCGCGAGGUGACUUACCGGGCGACACCACGCCCCCGCGCCGCACAAAAGAUGACACAGCUGACGUCACACCCCCGCGGCUUCCAUUGAAGAAGGACGACAAGAAGGAGGACACUUCGGAUACCAAGCCAGCUCGCAAGAGGACACUUCUGGUGGACGCUCGUGCCAGUGGACGCACUGGUGGCGUCUACAUUCCACCCUUCAAGCUGGCGCAGCUGCAACAACAGCAAGAGAAGGACAUCGGACCGUCCUCUGAGGAGAUGCAGCGCCGCACAUGGGACGCACUGCGUAAAAGUCUCAACGGACUCAUCAACAAGGUCAAUGUGGCCAAUCUGAGCAACAUUCUGCCCGAACUCUUCCAGGAAAACCUGGUACGAGCCCGUGGGUUGCUGGCCAGAGCCAUAAUGAAGGCGCAGUUAGCGUCUCCGGGCUUUACGCACAUCUACGCGGCUCUGGUGGCCGUGAUCAACACUAAAAUGCCUGAGAACGGCGAGCUACUUGUUAAGAGAGUGGUUUUCCGCUUUCGCCGAGCCUUCAAGAGAGGAGACAAAGUGGUAGCCAUCGCUCUCGUGAGGUUUAUCGCCCAUCUGGUGAACCAACAGGUCGUACACGAGCUACUGGCACUCGAGGUGUUGACGCUGCUACUGGCUAACCCCACUGACGACUCUGUGGAAGUUGCAGUGAAUUUCACGAAGGAAUGUGGACAGAUCUUGGCCGAGUUGUGUCCCGAAGGACUACGCGCCAUCUUUGAACGAUUCCGAGGCAUUCUGCACGAAGGAGAGAUCGAUAAGCGCGUGCAGUACACGAUCGAAGGAUUGUUCGCCAUCCGCAAAGGUGGAUUCGCAGACUACCCAGCUGUGCAUGAGCAAUUGGAUCUGGUCGAGUCUGGAGACCAGAUUACACACGAGUUAACGCUGGAGGACCCAAUCGACUGCGAGGACAAGUUGGAUGUGUUCCGCUUCGAUCCGGACUAUGAGAAGAACGAGAAGAUGUGGGCGGAGAUUAAGAAGGAGAUUCUGGGCGAAUCCGACUCGGACUCGGACUCUUCCAGUGGCAGCGACAACGACGACGGGGAUGACGAGGAUGAGGAUGAACAACCAGUGCCUGCUGACAAUAACAUGGCUAUUCAGGACUUUACAGAGCAGGAUCUCGUGAAUCUACGUCGCACAAUCUACCUGACGAUCAUGUCCAGCAUCACACACGAGGAGUGUGCACACAAGUUGAUGAAGCUCAACAUUCGCCCUGGUCAGGAGAAGGAGAUCUGCUCGAUGCUUAUUGAAUGUUGCAGUCAGGAACGGACCUAUCUGCGCUACUAUGGACUACUAAGCGAGCGGUUCUGUCUGAUCAAGCGCGAGUAUCAGGAUGCGUUCGACGAGUGCUUUGCCGAGCAGUACUCGCUGAUUCACCGUCUUGAGACCAACAAAUUGCGUAACGUGGCGAAGCUAUUUGCUCAUCUGCUGUUCACAGACGCGCUGCCGUGGACAGUGUUCGAGUAUAUUCACUUGAACGAGGAGGAGACGACGUCAUCCAGUCGUAUUUUCAUUAAGAUUUUGUGUCAGGAGCUCUCGGAGCAUCUCGGUAUGAAGACACUGAAGGAGAGAUUCCUGGAUGAGAUCAUGCAGCCGACGUUUGCUGGUCUGUUUCCCAAGGACAACCCGCGCAACACUCGCUUUGCCAUCAACUUCUUCACUUCGAUCGGUCUUGGUGGACUCACGACAGACUUGCGCGAAUAUCUGAAGAACGCCCCGAAGAUGAUCAUGGAACAGGCAAAGGCUGCGGCUGAUAGUAGCGACAGCAGCGACUCGGAUUCAGACUCGGACUCGAGUGAUAGCAGCAGUAGCAGCGGCAGUUCUUCAGAUUCGGACUCCGACUCGGAUUCCGACUCGAGUGACAGCAGCAGCGACUCGUCCGAUUCCGACUAAGCCGAAGAAAAAGUUGCAGUGCCAAGGAGGUGAGCUGUGCAUAGAACGCCAAAAUCUAAUGAGAAUGCACAUCUAACACGCCUGAAAGUGAGUUGUCUUGCAGUUUUAUAUGUGCAGACUCCUAAAAAUACUGCGUCGAUUUCUCUGUGCCGGUGUUAAUCACUCAUCACCUUUUUUUUCCUGUAGUCUGUGUUUGCUACAAUGAAGUUGCUGGCGUCUGGUGACACCACGAGGAGGCUGGCAGCUCCUCCCGAGUCAAUUGGAUGCCUCGCUUGUCAUGGUCGUUUCUUUACGGCAUCAUUGCCCAUUCACCAGAAGACUUGUUUCCAACGCAACGCUUUUGUGCUGGUUCCUUGUGAAAGAUGCAAGUCAUGUGUCCGCGCUGGCGACUUUCAUGCUCAUGUUGCCUCAUGCACGGGGAAGCCUUUGGCUGUCGACAAAAGCACAAUUGGCUUUGGUGUCAAGCAGCGUUCUAAUCGGACUCAAGUAGUCCCAAUGGAUUUGAAUACUCCUGACCCGGACGGACGUGUACGAUGCAAAGUCUGCGAGCGAACUUUCGCACAAGAUCGGAUCUCGAAGCACCAAUCCGUUUGUCACGGCAAGCCUCGCUCGAAAGAAAAUCACAAACCCAAGCAAAGAUCUGUACUACCAGUCCGACAAGAACAAACCUCGACAAUGGAUUCAGUAAAACGAAAUGUCGAGCGUCCUCUUCGCAUUCAACGUGCUCCAGCACAACCUCGUGGAGUAUCGUUUGGCUGUGUUCCUAACAGAAACAAUAGAGUGGAGCUCAGAGACAUCACACCCUGUCAAUAUCGCAGGUAUCCGGGGGCACAGGCCAUGCAUGGUGGAGGCUGUGAUACCUCGAACGCGAGCUCGGCCAGCAAUCCGUUAGCUACAAAUCCACUGAUGACUAUGAGGAGAUAAGGGAGAUGAAUAUGUUACGAAAUGCACAC